Messenger RNA from Syngnathoides biaculeatus (alligator pipefish), 2233 nucleotides. It is a transcript of the gene cnot9, whose product is annotated as CCR4-NOT transcription complex subunit 9. Gene Ontology annotation, biological process: mRNA catabolic process; negative regulation of translation. Lineage: Eukaryota; Metazoa; Chordata; Actinopteri; Syngnathiformes; Syngnathidae. The record is from RefSeq and is a predicted model, not a curated record. The transcript has 8 exons. Gene Ontology annotation, cellular component: P-body; CCR4-NOT complex; CCR4-NOT core complex. The coding region runs from base 356 to 1255 and encodes 299 amino acids.
GUCGAUGAUGCAUAAUGCCUCAGUGCACAUUUGUAACUAGUGUUGAUAUCUAUGAUUUUGCCUAACUCGAACCAGGAAUCCGCGUUUUUUCUUAUGCAACGACAGCGCACAUUUUAAAGUCUUGUUGGUGUUCUCAGUCAAGAUAAAUGGGAACGCAUGCGGCGUUUUAAACACUUAGUUGUGCGACGUUUAGCUGUUUGUAAUGUAGUUGCGACACACCGCUCUUGUGUGGAAAGAAAUUACCAGCUAGCGGCUAGCUGCGGCGAACGUUAGCGGUUAGACUUUUGUCAACUUGAACCGCACACACUGUUGAAUUUCAAUUUUUGGGGGGCCUUUUCCCACUGAGAUUGUGAGAAUGCUGGCAACGGGAGCCGCUGUCACAAACGUCACAGCAUUGGCACAGGUAGACCGGGAGAAGAUUUACCAGUGGAUCAAUGAGUUGUCCAGCCCGGAGACCCGGGAGAAUGCCUUGCUUGAGCUCAGCAAAAAACGGGAGUCUGUCCCCGACCUAGCACCCAUGCUCUGGCACUCCUGUGGCACCAUCGCUGCCCUUUUGCAGGAAAUAGUGAACAUUUAUCCCUCUAUUAAUCCACCGACACUGACUGCUCACCAGUCCAACAGAGUGUGCAAUGCCUUGGCGCUUCUUCAGUGUGUUGCCUCACACCCAGAAACAAGGUCGGCCUUUCUAGCAGCUCACAUCCCCCUUUUCCUUUAUCCCUUUCUGCACACGGUGAGCAAAACACGGCCGUUCGAGUACCUGCGACUUACCAGCCUCGGAGUCAUAGGUGCUUUGGUCAAAACAGAUGAACAGGAAGUCAUCAACUUCCUCCUGACGACUGAAAUCAUCCCACUGUGUCUCCGUAUUAUGGAAUCUGGGAGCGAACUCUCCAAGACGGUUGCUACUUUCAUCCUCCAGAAGAUCCUGCUGGACGACACAGGGCUGGCCUACAUCUGCCAGACGUACGAGCGCUUUUCCCACGUGGCCAUGAUCCUCGGGAAAAUGGUACUGCAGUUGUCCAAAGAGCCUUCGGCGCGUCUUCUGAAGCACGUAGUUCGAUGCUAUCUCCGCCUCUCGGACAAUCUCAGAGCCAGAGAAGCUCUGCGGCAAUGUCUGCCGGACCAGCUGAAGGACAGCACCUUCGCUCAGGUGCUGAAGGAUGACACCACCACCAAGCGCUGGCUGGCCCAGCUGGUGAAGAACCUCCAGGAGGGCCAGGUGACAGACGCCCGGGGCAUCCCGUUGGCCCCGCAGUGAUGCCGCUAAAAUUGUUAGUACUUUUGCCAAAUGUGGUGCUAAGACGGUCCACAUAGUGAAGGGCUUCGUAACAGUCAAUUUUUUUUUUUCUUUUGUCGGACGUUUUGGUCACAUUUGCUGCUGCUUGAUCGUCACAUUAUCACAUUUUUUUGUUCAAGUCAACAUCAGUUAGAUAAAAGAUUUACAUUCACUUAUCUAAUUAUAAAAAUCCGGGGAAGCUAUGAACACCAAAAUACAAAUUGAAAAUGCACAGAAUGGUAAAUUGUGGCCACAAUAUACUAACUUGUGGCCGUUAAUUAGGUACUUGGACAGGAAAUACUAAUUUGUGGCCAGGAAACACCUCGGUAUCUCAUAUGCACGCCAUACUAAUUUAUGGCCCACAAAAUGCUAGUUGUUAUUCUCAUGAACAAUUCCGAUAUAUGGGUAAUCCAAGAUAUAGGUAUAUUCUGCACACAGAGUACUAAUUUGUGGCCAUGAUAUAGCUUAUAAAAUGCUAAUGUCACUUCUCAGAACAGCGCAAAUGACAGGGUAAGCCACGAAAUGUAACAUGCACAUUAUACCUAUUCUAAAUUAGUACUUCAUGGCAACAAAUUAGCAUUUUGUUUGCAUGUUGUCUCCACAUUUUAAUUCCUCUCCCAUAUAAUUUCUGGGGCUCCAGAUAUAUUGGUGGGUACUCUGUACAUUUUGGCCACCUCUGUUUUCGCAGUUGAAUGGGAUAUUAAUGCGUUUUACGGUUGAAUAUUCAAAUGGUGACUUAGUUUUGUAUUAAACCAUGCUGAAAACUGUAAAUACAUUCAGUACUGAUGUAAAUAGUAAAUGUCAAUGUUUGGUUAAAUCCUAGCACAUCAAAGGACUGCCAGCCCUUCCAAAAUGUUUUUGCCUUGCCCACCACCCCCCCUGAAAUUUUCAGGAUGUAACAUGACACUUUGGAUACAUGAGUGUUCAUUUUUGGAUGAAUAAAACCUUGUAAAGCUCUGA